Dama dama (fallow deer) is the source of this 1720-nucleotide messenger RNA. RefSeq names its product TNFAIP3 interacting protein 2 (gene TNIP2). Gene Ontology annotation, molecular function: K63-linked polyubiquitin modification-dependent protein binding. NCBI's taxonomy places the organism in Eukaryota, Metazoa, Chordata, Mammalia, Artiodactyla, Cervidae. Gene Ontology annotation, biological process: regulation of transcription by RNA polymerase II; cellular response to lipopolysaccharide. The record is from RefSeq and is a predicted model, not a curated record. The transcript has 6 exons. Bases 88 to 1377 code for a protein of 429 amino acids.
GGUGGGCGGCCCCCCACCGCCACCCCCGGCCCAGACCGGGCGCGGAAGUUGCCGGCGGUCCGCGCCGUCCCGGCCAGGUCCGCAGCCAUGUCGUCCGGGGAUGCGGAGUCCGCGGGACGACAGGGCGCCCCGCGCGCGGCUGCCGCGCUUUGCGGCCUGUACCAUGAGGCGGGCCAGCGGCUGAGGCGCCUGCAAGACCAGCUGGCGGCCCGGGACGCCCUCAUCGCGCGCCUCCGCGCCCGGCUCGCCGCGCUCGAGGGGGACACGGCACCGUCGCUCGUGGACGCGCUGCUGGAGCAGGUGGCGCGCUUCCGGGAGCAGCUGCGGCAGCGGGACGGCGGCGCCGCGGAGGCCGCGCUGCGCCAGGAAAUUGAGAGACUCUCGGAGCAGCUGGAGGAGAAGGAGCGGGAGGCACAGCACCUCCUGAGCCAGCCGGGGCUCGAGCGGGAGAAGGAGCUGGCCCUGCUGCGGAGGAGCGUGGCGGAGAAGGAGCGGGCCCGGGCCGCCAGCCACAUCCUGUGUCGCUCCCUGGCUGACGAGACCCACCAGCUGCGGCGGACCCUGGCCGCCACGGCCCACAUGUGCCAGCAUCUGGCCAAGUGUCUGGACGAACGCCAGGGGGCACUGGGGGCGGCGGGGGAGCAGAGCCCUGAGCCGGAGUGUGCGGACGGGGACGCCUCUGUGCACGCGGUGGUUGAGAAGUUACGGGAGGAGAACCGGGUGCUGAGGCAGAAGGUGACUCACGUGGAGGAUCUUAACGCGAGGUGGCAGCGCUACGACGCCAGCAGGGACGAAUACGUGAGGGGGCUCCACGCGCAGCUGAAGGGCCUGCAGGCAACCCCGGAGCCCGAACUGAUGCGGAAGGAGGUCUCCCGGCUCAACGCGCAGUUGGAGGAGAAGAUGGAUGACUGCGCGGAGGCGCGGCGGGAGCUGGCGGCGGCGAAGAGCGCGAGGGACGCGGCGCUGGAGCGCGUGCAGAUGCUGGAGCAGCAGAUCCUCGCUUACAAGGACGACUUCACGUCGGAGAGGGCCGACAGGGAGCGGGCGCAGAGCCGCAUCCACGAACUGGAGGAGCAGGUGGCCUUGCUGCAGCGCCAGGCGUCCUGGAGACAGGAUUCGCGCGAGGCAGCCUCCUGCCGGAUUCACACGGGGAGCAGAUCUCCCAGAUACUUAGAGACCGACGCUUCGGAGCCUGUGGCGGCCGGUGGCCGGAGGCCUGGGACGGGAUCCCAGUGGCUGGACCUUCCCGCAGAGGGCGGGUGCUCGGGAGUGACCCAGAAAAGCCAGGGGGACCUGCAGUGCCCCCACUGCCUGCAGUGCUUCAGCGACGAGCAGGGCGAGGAGCUCUUCAGGCACGUGGCCGAGUGCUGCCAGUGAGCCCGGUGGCCCGUGGUGGGCGGGCCCCGCAUCAGGAUCGGGGCCCCCAGCACAGGCUGGGGGUGCUUCUGAGCCUCCUCCUCGGCCGCUCUUGGGUCAGCAGGAGCUUGCGGCGGGGCUGGCGGCAGAGGUAGGGGUUGGAGCUUCUAGCGCGGAGCUGGCCUCCCAAGCAGCCAGGCCAAGGCCAUGAGUGGACGGCCAUGGGCCAGCACGUGGCCUUGCCCCCCGGGCGGCGUGGAGCCGAGCCCUGAGCUGCACUGAGACACGCUGCUGGUGUCCGCCACGCCCCCAGAGGCCGAACACUGAUCAUGUGACCUUUCUGUAAUAAAGGAACUUGCUAAGC